CCCCACAAAAUAUUUAAUGCUUUUACAAAAGUUGGCUCCAAAAAUUAAAAUUGCAAGUUUCUAACCCCACCAUAGUGCAAGAUGACUCAAAAGCUGUUAAUACGGUUGGUAUACGGUUAUAUACAGUAUUUACAUAUGACUAAAAUACCCCUCUUUGUUUGCCCAUAAAUAUCAGCCUCCAACAAUGCAAUUCUUCCCUUUUCCCCCGCUAAUCACUCAUCUCUCUAUUAGAAAAAAAUAAGCAAUUAUGUUGUCCACAGUACCGGCAAUUUCCUUCUUGGAACCGGGGACGGUUAAUCACUUUUCAGGUUUCCAAACCGGAUUCACUCCUUGGGAGGGGGACUGCUUUGAUCUCCUUUCCAUGAACCAUUUUUUUAUUGAACCGGCCGUUCCCAGCCCUUGUUAUGGUGAAUCCGACUCUGGUCUCGUUAGAACUAAUUCUGGUUUUGAUGAUAUUAAAACCGGUUCUGACGAAUCUUGUGCCGGUUUCACCAAACCCGGUUUUGACGACACCGUCAGUUCACAGGGCCUACUGUGCACUCAAGGAGACAAACUGGACCCGGAUGACCCAAAACAAUGGACAGCCAUCGCGAAUUUUGAACCGGGCGAGAAGAAGCAUAACCGGAAUAAGCUGAUUCAACCGGAGAUGACCGACGAGAGGAAAAGAAAGAGAAUGGAGUCAAACCGGGAAUCAGCGAGACGGUCAAGAAUGCGUAGACAGAGUCACAUUGAUAACUUAAGGAACCAGGUAAAUCAGCUCGAUCUGGAAAACCGUGAGCUCGGGAACCGGCUCCGGUUAGUUAUAUACCACCUUCAACAAGUGAACACGGACAAUAACCGGCUCGUGACGGAACAAGAGAUGCUCCGGUUAAGAUUCUCGGAGAUGAGGCGGAUUCUGAUUCUCAGACAACUUCAACAACAACAACAGUGGGAACUCAAUAACAGGAGAAUGAUCAUGUCUGAACAAAACCCAUCUACGAUCAUAUGAUUAAGUAAAUAAAAGAUUUGAAAAUCUUGAACACUAAGAUCAAAGAAAAAAAUAUCCCUCUAUGUAUAUGAAAGGUUAGGAAGAGAAAAUGAUAGUUUUCGAAUUUUCCUUUCUAUUUUGCAACUCUCUGAGAGAAGAAUGAAAAAACUUUU
Brassica oleracea var. oleracea is the source of this 1140-nucleotide messenger RNA. Its product is annotated as light-inducible protein CPRF3-like. Gene Ontology annotation, molecular function: transcription cis-regulatory region binding; DNA-binding transcription factor activity. Gene Ontology annotation, cellular component: nucleus. NCBI's taxonomy places the organism in Eukaryota, Viridiplantae, Streptophyta, Magnoliopsida, Brassicales, Brassicaceae. Gene Ontology annotation, biological process: positive regulation of DNA-templated transcription. Bases 248 to 988 code for a protein of 246 amino acids. The record is from RefSeq and is a predicted model, not a curated record. The transcript has a single exon.